Periophthalmus magnuspinnatus is the source of this 1045-nucleotide messenger RNA. RefSeq names its product YY1-associated factor 2-like. Gene Ontology annotation, molecular function: DNA binding; transcription coregulator activity. The record is from RefSeq and is a predicted model, not a curated record. NCBI's taxonomy places the organism in Eukaryota, Metazoa, Chordata, Actinopteri, Gobiiformes, Gobiidae. The transcript is spliced from 4 exons. Gene Ontology annotation, cellular component: nucleus. The coding region runs from base 92 to 625 and encodes 177 amino acids. Gene Ontology annotation, biological process: positive regulation of DNA-templated transcription.
UGCUGGCUCGCAGGACUUCCUACAAGUGUGUCUUUAUUUGAAAAGCGCCUCAAUUAUCUUAAAUUGAAUCAUUACGACCAGGUUCCGUGUCAUGGGAGAUAAGACAAGUCCUACGAGGCCAAAGCGCCAAGCAAAGGCCAGCGCUGACGACGGAUUUGGCCACUGGGACUGCAGCGUGUGCACGUUCAGGAACAGCGCGGAGGCGUUUAAAUGCGUCAUGUGUGAUGUGAGGAAGGGCACGUCCACAAGGAAACCACGGCCUGUCUCAACACUUGUUGCUCAAGUAAAUCAGCAGUUCGCGCCACCCACACAUCACAGAAAAGACAAGAGAGAGAGGCUUUACAAAGACAGAAGUGAAAAAGAGACAUCACUGAAAGGGAAGCACUUCAAAAAGACAAGACCCAGAUUAAAAAACAUUGACAGGAGCACUGCCCAACAUCUAGAGGUGACUGUCGGAGAGCUGACUGUAAUAAUCACAGACUUUAAGGAGAAAGCCAGACCAGGUGCUGCUUCAGUAGACCUGCUCAGCCACAGCAGCUCCAGCUCCGAAAAUACUGAGCAAGCUGCUUCUCGAUGCACCUCUCCACACAGAGACAGCUCCUCAGGAAACCGAGACACUCACUGACCCCCAGGCUGCAAUGGAUUCUACACCAGCUCAAUAUGCACUAACUGUUUCACUACUGAGUCAGUAGUGAGACUGCAUUAAAGUUUUAUUUCCAUUUCCUUCUCAGGAUGACAACAGUCAUGCAAACAUUACAAUUAGUACAACUUUAAGAAUAAUGUGCCUGUUUAAGUCAUGUUAAAAAACACAGCUGUUAAGCAAAUAGAGCAUUAAGUAAUUAAAACAAGUUUGGUAGAAAUGUGUGUAUUUUUGCACUUGAAUGUAUGUUAUGUCCUUUUAUAUUAGCAUAAGUUAUAUUUUGUAUUUUUAUUACUACUGCAUUUUUAUUACUGUAGCCUAUUUAUUUUUUUCCAAAGAACCACAAAUUGUAAUCUGCUUUUGUAGAAUUGAAUUAAAUGAUGGUUUAAAAAAGCUUUACGUUGU